GUUUCACGUUAACGUCGUGUAGUAAGUUGAGCUCCAUCAACCGCUUCAUGAUUAGGCUGGAGUCGCCGAGAAAUUCGGUUGGGCGGCCGGGAGUUGAGAGUGAGAUGUAAGGAAUUUUGCCUGUGGGACCAGAGGCGGUGGAGCCAGCGGCGCAGGAAUAGGGCAGGUGGGAGGUGCGGAGCCGGAAUUCGAGUUUUGUGACGAAGGGUGACCACACAUAUUUCCCAGGGGAGUCCCAGCCGCGGUAGAGGGUGAUGGUUGGUUGAGAUUUUGGGGUGGUCAUUGAGAUGGUGAAGGUGAGGCUUUAGCUAAGAUGAGAAUUGUGAGAUCGAUUGAAGAUUCUGAUAUCGCUUGUGCAUGAAUGGAGAAUUGGAAAUACUGGUAUCAAAUCCUCUAGUCGAUGUUGACUAUUGCGUUAAGUAUUAUAUGCUACCAAACUUACAGCCAGGUGCGCGCAUGGCAACCUACCUGUGUAUGUUAGCACCUAUCGCGGAACGUAAUCAAGGUCGCCCCAAGCCAUUGAACCUGUUGCUUGAAUUAAUAGAAUUUUAUCAGCACGCCAAAGCUGUUAUUGACCAACCCACCUCAGCCGAGUUGGAACACGUCAGCGUCACGUGGUCGUCCAUCUCACCGACUCAAUUCACCUUCACCCACUUCACCAUAUGCCAUGGAGCUACUCUUGAGGCGGGGAUUGCCUCACUCACUCAGCUUGGCCUUAUUUUCACGACCAAUCUGCCACCAGCGCAGCAAGACAGCCUUGGGAACACGACGGCCGGCACUUCUCCACACCACCUCCGCCCUCCUAUUCUCUCUUCCCAACAACCUCCAACCCACCCCCCGCCUGCGAUGGCAUCCCCGACAAUGGCCUCCCCCACUACGGCUGGCCCAGCUGCCGCCGCUGAUGACGUUGCAUCGCUCAUGUCAAUCCCCCUCGAGCUCCGCCACAAUAUCUUUGAGUUCACGGCACUCCGCUCGAAGCCUGCUAAGAAACUGCUCCGCGCGUGGUUUGAGAGGAAGGACAUCGCGGAGCGCGUGGCCCAGCUGGCUGCCAGCAAUCCCAACGGCCCCGCCCCGCGAGUGGUCGCCGCCCACGAUAGCGACCCUGAUUCCGACGCUGGCGAUGACGAGGAUCAGGAUGACCAGGAGGACGAUGACGAACAGGACGAAGAGGACGACAACAUCGUUGAGGAUGAAGACAACGAAGCUGCUGAUGGCGACGACAAUGGCGAUGGUCUCGCCGGUGACGGCAACACGGCAAUCACCACCCAGGCUGUCCCGGGCCCGAUCAUCCAACCCCACCGCAAAUGGCGCCACAUCCCGAACUUCAUGCGGAUCUCCCACUGCCCGCCGACUCUGGAGCUGUUGCUCACCUGCAAGGAGCUCAGCCGCGAGGCCAUGGACUGGUACUACGACGUCGCCAUCCUGCGUAUCGAUGCCACCGGGAGCUUUGCGCACACAUCCUUCUUCGAGGAAUCCCUUGGCGAAAUCACCGACGCCCCGUUAUCCCCUGUCGAGAAUAUCCGACGCGUUGAUGUCACCUUCGUCUGGGAUUCUGCCUGGUUGCGCGCAAGCGAGGCUUUCGAGGGCAUAUACCAAGCCAUGUUACGACAGCGCGCCGAAUUCGUCAUCGGCAUCCUCAAGCGCGCUCCGGAGCUCAAAACCGUUACAGUGCAUUGGCACGAUUCCGCCAACGAUGAGGAGAGCACUGCCCUGAAGCUCGAUGUGCUUGAGGGCUUCUACGCCUUCCUGGGAAGCGCGGAGCUUAACUUGGAGGAGCAUUAUUUGUCACCAGGUGAAGAGCCGGAUGCUACCAGUCUUGCUGGAAAGCAGCGUGUGGAGUUCCAACGUAUCCUCGAUGAGAAUCACAAUUUUCAGUGCUGUCUGGCUUUCCUCAUUUCAUACUGGGUUUUCAGCUUCAUCCUAUGGCUUCAGCACUUUAUGAUGGGACUGGGUGUGAUCGUUCGCUCUGGGAUUGACGGCCUUGAUAAUGAACCAUCUCUCUCCUGGCGACAAGGUGUUUACAUGUAUGCACGGGGCUGGCGCACUGAAUACCAGACUUUUCACUAGGAGUCUCUUGGCUUCUCCUUUCACUAGCUAGUCUUCUAAGCUAGCCUUCUAAUAUGGGGAAUCUACAUCCUGACUUGAACUUCUGGUGCAUGACGGGAAUAUUGUAUUAGCAUGUUUUAUGGAAUAUGAAUAGAUUGAGCUUGGUUUAUUAAACUGCUUGACGAUAUUCUAGUAGAUAGCAAGCGGACGCAGGUUCCCAUCUCGAAUCAGACCCAGUCUCUAGAGGUCUCCAUUUAUCACGAUGGUGUGUAGGCAU
Molecule: messenger RNA, 2323 nt
Organism: Lindgomyces ingoldianus
Lineage: Eukaryota; Fungi; Ascomycota; Dothideomycetes; Pleosporales; Lindgomycetaceae
Exons: 8
Coding region: 358-2067 (569 amino acids)
Source: RefSeq, a predicted model, not a curated record